CUUCUCUUUUCUUCCUAGUAAUCUGAAACCCAAAUCCCACCAUCUCCAUCUUUUCUCACCGGCGGCGACUUAUCAAGAACUUCCGGCCUGAAAAUCAUCGGAUUCGGCCGUGCCGUUGUCUCGAUCCGAUCUCAUCGGUUCCUUGCCCAACGGCCCUGCCGUCUUCCCCUCUUUCUCUCCCUCUCCCUGUUCUUUCGUCUUCCUUGUAUUGUAUUGGUUGUUUUUCAUCUAUAACCUUCCUAGGUGGUUCGAUUUUACAGUUAUAACCUCGGGUCAUUAAUGACUUUUCACUAUAACUGAGAGGGACCACCACAGUUUAUAUUUCAUUUUUCUUGGGCGGUUUUUCUUGGGGUUGGGUUAAAAUUGGAGUGGUUUUACGUUUGUGCUGAGGUGGCAUGAUUUCGACGGAGCGCUCGAUUGCAAUGUCGAACCACCCUCAUCGGGUAGUGACACCCGGGGCGUCACGGAAACGGAAGGAGAGAGAUGGUCUUGACACACUCAUAGCCGCGACGUCAAUUACAACCCCGACUACCAAGAUUCCAACUGUUGAGUCUGAACCGGCUCUGGUUCAGCCAUGUCCUUCAUCAUCGAACCGGAUUUUAGCCGGGUACAUGGCUCACGAGUUCCUGACCCAGGGAACUCUCCUCGGCCAAAAGUGGGACCCAGUUACGGCAUCCUCCUCCUCCGCCGUGGAAGCCGACGGCAGCAAUGACGAGGAAGGAGAGACGAAGGAGAAGGUUGGAAACGCGAAGGAUGUCGAAAAUGAAGGGGCGGAGCUUACGGUACCGGCAAAGAAGUCGACGGCGCAUCAGGGCUACGCUGCGGUGGCGAACCUUAUGAAGGCGGAUGGGACCCAUAUCCCGGGCAUUGUAAACCCGACCCAACUCUCGCGGUGGCUACAGAUAUGAGAGAAAGAGAGGAAAGAAGAAUGAGAUGGUAUGGAAGCACGUGGCGGAUUGGCAUUGGAGGAUU
Messenger RNA from Telopea speciosissima, 972 nucleotides. RefSeq lists its product as uncharacterized. Bases 396 to 908 code for a protein of 170 amino acids. Lineage: Eukaryota; Viridiplantae; Streptophyta; Magnoliopsida; Proteales; Proteaceae. The record is from RefSeq and is a predicted model, not a curated record. The transcript has a single exon.